UCGUACCUGAAUUGGGUCCGAGAAAAAUCGUCGUCUCAGGCUCAAUUCAGGCAAGAAAUCGAUCGAUCGAUCAAUCAAUCAAUCGGUCGAUCCUCCAUGGCUGCCAAGAACACAAUGCUGGUUCUUACAUUGGCGUUGUCGGUCGCGUUUUCGACACGUGGCGCCAUGGCGGGGUCGAUAGGGAUGAAUUGGGGAAGAGUGAGUGCCCAAAGAUUGAUACCAUCCAUGGUGGUCGAUCUUCUCUUGCAAAACAACAUAUCCGCGGCUCGGGUCUAUACUUCGCAGGAAGACAUCCUUAAAGCCUUCGCCGGGAGCGGCAUCCAGCUCUGCGUCGGGAUUUUUCAGACCAGCGUCGUCAGCUCGAUCGACACUGCGAGGCAAUGGGUGCGGACUAGAAGCCCGUAUCUCAACGUUUCUAACGUCAGGUACGUCGUGAUGGGAAACGAGUUAUUCAAAGACGGGUUGACGAACAAGACGGUGAUGGACACGGCAAUAACCGCAAUGCAAAAUGUCCAGCUAGCGCUGAACGAAGCCGGGUACGGCGAACAAAUCAAGGUGACGAUCGGGAUGACGGAGGCGGCGUUCAAGUUCAACAUGACAAAGCCAUCGUUGGCGGAGUUCAACGAGGAAAUGCGAGCCGAAAUCAACAGAACGAUCGACAUCCUCCGCACCAACCGCAGCCCGUUGUUCCUCGAAAUGUUCCCCAUCUCGUUCGUCACCGAGAACACGUUCCUCAACCCCGAAUUCGCCUUCAUGGACGGCAAAUCGAGCAUCGUCAUCAACGACAACGGCAAGAUCUACACCAACGCCGUCGAGUUCCUCUACGACUCCUACCUCUGGGCGAUGACCAAAUACGGCGCCGGCGACAUCGAGCUCGUCAUCGGGAACGUCGGAUGGCCUACCGACGGCUAUCCCGGUGCCAACACCUCGACUGCCGAGAGGUUCUACAAAACAUUCCUCCCAUGGGUAGCCAGCAACAGAGGAACUCCCAUGGCCCCCGGAAGGUCCAUCAACGCCUUCUUGAACUCGCUCGCCGACGAAAAUCGAAUGCCAUACAAGUACCCGUUUUCCCGCCACUGGGGGAUCUACACGUCCUACGGCGAUCCAAAGUACAAAAUCGAUCUUUCCGGGCAGGGCCGCGACAUUUUUCCGACAACGGCGAAGGGGAUCAUGAGAAUGCCGGAGAGAUGGUGUGUCUUCGACGGGAACCUGACGGACAUGACGCUCGUCAACAAGCAUUUUCAGUUUGCAUGUUCGAAGGCCGACUGCACCAGCCUCGCCCCCGGGGGGUCCUGCAGCCAGCUCACCUUCAUGCAGAAUGUUUCCUAUGCAUUCAACAUGUAUUUUCAGUCGAAAUUUCAGGACGAGGACGCCUGCGACUUCGAGGGCCUCGGAAGAGUCAUCACCGAUAACCCGACUGUCGGCGGCUGCAUCUUCCCUGUCGAAGUAGUUAAAGGUCAGCAAGAUAUGGGCAAGAAUGGAGGCAAUCAGAUCAACAGAUUUACCAAAACCUCAGUCUUUUUCAUGUCUUUGUUUUGGGCUCUUCUGUUGAACUGAAUCACACAGGUAUAUAUAUAUAUAUAUUUUUGUUGUAUCUAUAUCUCCAUAGCUGGUGUAUCUAUGUGUAUAUAUACAUGAUACAUAUAAUCAUCCUGGCCAGAAUGUAGGGAUGCAGUCAUGAAAUCCUCCUCAACAAAUACAAUGUCAAAACAUACCAUUCGCGGGUUCUUGUCG
Molecule: messenger RNA, 1734 nt
Organism: Andrographis paniculata
Lineage: Eukaryota; Viridiplantae; Streptophyta; Magnoliopsida; Lamiales; Acanthaceae
Product: glucan endo-1,3-beta-glucosidase 8-like
Exons: 2
Coding region: 97-1557 (486 amino acids)
Biological process (GO): carbohydrate metabolic process
Cellular component (GO): plasma membrane
Molecular function (GO): hydrolase activity, hydrolyzing O-glycosyl compounds
Source: RefSeq, a predicted model, not a curated record